Lottia gigantea (owl limpet) is the source of this 1191-nucleotide messenger RNA. RefSeq lists its product as hypothetical. Gene Ontology annotation, molecular function: hydrolase activity, hydrolyzing O-glycosyl compounds. Gene Ontology annotation, biological process: carbohydrate metabolic process. NCBI's taxonomy places the organism in Eukaryota, Metazoa, Mollusca, Gastropoda, Lottiidae. The coding region runs from base 1 to 1191 and encodes 396 amino acids. The record is from RefSeq and is a predicted model, not a curated record. The transcript is spliced from 6 exons.
AUGCUGCCUCUAUUCAUUAAUCGCUGUCAAAUCGCAUUAACUGCGUUGUCUUUUCCGCCUAUCUAUUUAUUGCUUCUAUUAUUAUUAUAUUAUGUUGCCUUUCAGAUUCAACAACUGAAAAGCGAAUUUGGAUGGGGUUCGGCUGUAAAUGUUAAUAAUAUCCACGAUUCAGCUCAUCACGCUUACCAGAAGUUUUUCUAUGAUACUUUUGAGUGGGCUGUUUUGGAGAAUGCUUUAAAAUGGCCAGCUUUAGAGGGAAGCAAGGUGGGUACUAGUUACAUUACCCUAUUCAACUCUAUAAAUUUAUCUUGCAGAAUAAAGGUCAGAGGACAUAAUAUAUUUUGGGGUGGUGGAAACAAGAUUCCACGGUGGCAGAAAUCGAUGUCUGGUGCAGAACUGAAAUCAGUAUUGGAAAAACACAUCCAGGAUAUGACUAAAACAUUUAAAGGAAAAUUUCAACACUGGGAUGUAGAGAAUGAGAAUAUCCAUCUACAUUACUAUGAGGAUAUACUUCAUGAUCCAGAUAUCACCCAAUGGAUGUUUCGAGAAACACAUCGACUAGAUCCACACACUAAAUGUUAUUUAAAUGAUUACAGUGUUGUUAGUAGCAGAUUGUCAACUUUGGCCUAUCUUGACCAAGCUUUAAAAUUCAAAGCUGCCGGUGUUCCAGUAGGUGGUAUGGGAAUUCAAAGUCAUCUGGGAAAAAACCCAGAUCUUACGAUCAUUAAGAAAAGGCUUGACGAGGUCGCCAAAGCGGGAUAUCCCAUCUGGAUAACAGAAUUAGAUAUUAAUGAAUCAGAUGAAAACAAGAAGAGUAAGAAUUAUGAAGAUGUUAUGAGACUGUAUUUUAGUCACCCGGCUGUACAUGGUGUUAUGUUCUGGGGUUUCUGGGAUGGUCGACAUUGGAGACCAAGUGCAGCUUUAGCUAAUGGUGAUCAUGUUACGCCAAAUGCUGCCGGAAGAAAAGUUCAAAACCUUUUACAAAAGGCAUGGAGAACCAACGAGACCCGUGAUAUUCAACAUGGUCAAAAACUUCAUAUUCGAGCUUUUAAAGGAAAUUACAAGCUAUUAGUACAUCAUAAUGGUAAUAUGAUACAUUCUCAGAAUUUUAGUCUCAAUUCCAAUGGUAACAGUUUAAAUAUCAACCUCAGUGGUUCCGGUGAGUAUACUCAAAUUUUUGUUGCAUUAUGA